Messenger RNA from Hordeum vulgare subsp. vulgare (domesticated barley), 1225 nucleotides. RefSeq lists its product as uncharacterized. The record is from RefSeq and is a predicted model, not a curated record. The transcript is spliced from 5 exons. NCBI's taxonomy places the organism in Eukaryota, Viridiplantae, Streptophyta, Magnoliopsida, Poales, Poaceae. Bases 58 to 933 code for a protein of 291 amino acids.
AAGGGGGAUUUCGAAGCGGGGAGAGAGAGGCGAGGUCGCCGGCGACCGGAGGCGGGGAUGAGCCGGAAGGAGGCGGCGGUGGAGGAGGGAGGAGGGGAGGGAUCGUCGGCGCGGGCGGAGGGGGGCGGGGAGCUGGCGGAGGCGCUGGCGCGGCGGCGGGUGUACCGGGAGGUGACGCUGGCGCUGCGGGCCGGGCUGCGCGACGCCGGGGCCGACUUCUCCUUCCUCCGCGCGCGGGGGCUCCGCGGCCUGCUCGGAUUCCUCCGCUCCACCGCCGCCGCGCCCGACGACUCGCAGCUGCUCCUCUUCCGCCACUCCCAGUCCAUCCCCGAUCUCCAAGUUAUUCCAGUUCUCUUUCAGAAUUCAUUGCAUCAACCAAAGGAUCCUGUUGUGACAUUGGAUCAUAUAUUUGGAGUCGAACCAACGAAGAUUACGAGCCCCUCAACAGAUUCCGAAAUUGCUCUAGCUCUUCGAGUUUUGGAAGGUUGUUGCCUUUUGUACAGCAGAUGCACUGCUCUGGCCCACAAGUACAAGGCUGUGCAGGUACUGCUGAAUAUAUUAGCCAGCCGAGGUCCAACUGAGCAAGGGGUGUGCUUAGAUGCUCUGAUAUCGUUGAUGUUGGAUUCACCUUCGAAUCAGAUUGACUUUGAGGAAUACAGUGGACUUGAAAAGGUUGCUGAGCUUUUGAAGGAUGUUCAAGUGGAAGAACACAUAAGAUUGAAAUGCGGGGAAUUCCUACUGUUGCUCAUCGGGCAUGUUUAUGUGAAGGAAAACACUCCCAUACAUGAGCAGAUGAGAAACCUACUCGGGGAGCAGUGCGCGUCGCUCAUAUGGGCAGCGAGCCGGUUUGGAUCCACCCUCGACGCGGAGCAGAGGCAGAUGGCCCUGCAAAUACAAGCGAGGAGAGUGGUUGAAUCCCUGGAGCCCUACUAGGACAACCACACCAGUGUGUUCCUGGCGAUUAAUGACAUGUUGCCGGUCUCAGUUGCUGCAUGAUUCAUUCUUUCGCGGAGAAAAAGGGUGUAUGUAGCCUUGCAUCCUCCAUUUUGCCGCUCAUCGCAAAGCCUUUUGUCUUUUCUCUUUCUGUGCAAAGUGAUUCUUAAGUUUGCUGUUUGUGUAAGUUUUGCCCGAAAAUAAAUUGUUUCAUCUUUGUUUGUGAAGAUGGUCUUGUUUAGUUUUGUCUGAAGAACAUGUACUAUAUAGAGGAAAAUUGUUUGGGUUAAAA